AUGCCCGCUUUGGAGUUAGGACAGUCCAUCCCGCCAGACACUGCCCAUGCAGUGAGCGUUCACCUUCCGACAUGGAAGGCCAACGUUGGCUACGAAGAGGGCGAGUCAUGGGUUGUCAACAAGAUGACGACCGGAUACCCAAGGUUCUUCAUUCACAGAAGCAUUCUUGCCCUGGCUGAGGACCUGGUGUCCCAAUAUGCUCGUCCUGGUCAGAAGGCCAUGCUCUUCCCUACCCCUCGCUCUGCGAGACGGUGUCUGGCCUUUGUGAAGAAGCACGCAGAUGCAUCCGUUACGGCUGACGUUUGUGUACUUGAUUUUGAACUGAACACAACUAGAGACGUCUCGCCACUACUGCGCUCGCUGGCGCCAACCGUUUCCGCCGUCGUGUAUUCCCCUGAGGUUUUCCCGGUUGCCAAGCAAUACUGGCAGCACACUGGAGACGGAGUGUCGAGUCGACGUGCCGAGUUCUGCCAUGGUCUGCUAAAGGAGGGCCUCCUCACCCCCGUUGAGCAGCCCAAGUCCCCCGUGGGAAAGGCUUGCAGGGGUCCCAAGAGAUAUCAUCGCCCGUCGUCCAUUGAUGACACCAAGGCGGCCAUCCACCACCCGGCCGCCAAGACGAACCCCCAGAGUGCAUUCGAGACCCAGGAGAGUCUGCGCUUCCUCGAGGAACGUUUCGGUCGCAACUUGGACCUCUCCCUCGUCGAGCGUGCCAAAUCAGCCAUUAAACGAAGAAUCGCGGGUGCCAUGGCCGCCGAUAUGGAAGCGAGCAUUAGCUCGCUGCCCCCCAUGGGCGACAACUCAAGGAACCAGAAGGACCUGCAAGAAAGCGACGUUUACCUAUUCCCCUGCGGUAUGAAUGCCAUCUACAACGCGCACCGAGCCAUGCUGCGCGCCAGGGGUGACAUGAAGUCAGUCAGCUUUGGCUUCCCUUAUGUCGAUACGCUCAAGAUCCUGCAAAAGUUUGGUCCUGGUUGUUUGUUUUACGGCCACGCCUCGGAGGAGGACCUCGAUGACCUUGCAAAGCGUCUGGAGUCCGGCGAGCGCUUCCUGGCGCUCUUCUGCGAGUUUCCUGGGAACCCUCUCUUGACGUGCCCGAACUUGGCGCGCAUUCGUAGCUUGGCGGACAGGUACGGGUUUGGCGUCAUCGUCGACGAGACGAUUGGCAGUUUCAUCAACAUCGACGUGCUGCAGUAUGCCGACAUCGUUGUCAGCAGCUUGACCAAGAUCUUCUCCGGAGACUGCAACGUCAUGGGCGGCAGUGCCAUCCUCAACCCUGGCGGUAAGUUUUAUCAGGCGCUCAAGAGUGCGUGGGCCGAGGAACUGGAAGACACAUACUGGCCCGAGGAUGUCGUUUUCAUGGAGCGCAACAGCCGUGACUUUGCGUCGCGCAUCGAGCGCAUCAACACGAAUUCGGAGACAAUCUGCGACAUUCUCUCAGCACAUCCGUUGGUCAAGCGCGUUUUCUACCCCAAGGUAAACCCGACGAGACCCAAUUACGAACUUUGUAAAUUGCCCGGAGGUGGUUAUGGAGGCCUUCUCUCUGUCACGUUCCACAAGAAGGCAUACGCCAUUGCCUUUUUUGAUACCAUCGAGACGGCCAAGGGCCCGAGUCUGGGCACCAAUUUCACCUUGACGUCGCCUUACGUCCUCCUUGCUCACUACCAAGAGCUCGACUGGGCUGCCGGUCUGGGCGUUGACCCAGACCUCAUCCGUGUGAGUGUUGGUCUCGAGGAGACGGACGAGUUGCGGAAAGUCUUCAAUCGUGCCUUGGAAGCCGCCGAGAAAGAGACGGAUGUUUAA
Colletotrichum spaethianum is the source of this 1800-nucleotide messenger RNA. Its product is annotated as cystathionine gamma-synthase. Gene Ontology annotation, molecular function: cystathionine gamma-synthase activity; pyridoxal phosphate binding. Lineage: Eukaryota; Fungi; Ascomycota; Sordariomycetes; Glomerellales; Glomerellaceae. The record is from RefSeq and is a predicted model, not a curated record. The transcript has 3 exons. Gene Ontology annotation, biological process: transsulfuration. The coding region runs from base 1 to 1800 and encodes 599 amino acids.